GUACGUCGAAAUACGCACUACUUUUCCGUCACUCUCCAGUGUGAAGAAACUCUGGAAGCAAACAGAACAAAAAAAAAGUGGACGCACAAACGAAGCACGAAUGUCCUUUCAAUGUUCCGGCGAGUGUCGCGUAGCGCCGCGAUGCUUCCAGGGCAUCGAUGCCCCGCUGCUGUGCCGGCAGCUCUGCAGCUGACCUGUCAACGCCGUUGCAAUAGUCAUGCAUCACAGCGCGAGGAAACGACACUCGAGGAGUACGCGGAGCGGCGUCAGUGCUUUCUUCGGCACCUUCCACCGCACAGUAUCGCGUUGCUCCCCGCAGCCGACGAGGUCAGCUACAGCCACGACAUUCUGUGCCCGCACCGGCAGGAUUCGUUGUGGUAUCACCUGUUCGGGUUGCACACGCCGUUGCGCCGGCAACUCGAGCCUUCGUCGUCCACCCUUACAGCGGACGUGCGAGCGACGAUGGCGGUGUUUGCGAGAGGCGCGGACAACUUCACUCACACGAUCCUGUGCGCUCCUCCUGUAACGGUAGACCCGGCAACGGUGGUAUGGGCCGCAGAGACAACGCCACGAACCUCGUACGAAGCGAGGUUGCGUGCACACACGCAGACAAAAGAAGUUGGAUGCAUCGGCUCCACGUCUGCCGUGAUUACGAACGACGUGGGCACCAUCUGUGACGCGGUGUGCCGUCUAAUUACGCAGAUGGCAACCCAGCAAAUAAUAAAAUGGGCCGAAGCCGAGCGAGCCUAUUCAAACUGCGCAUCAUUCAAUCCAACUGCUGAGGAACGCGUUGCGCGUGAUCGCGGUGAUCUGCUGCGCAUCAUGCCGCAAAUAUUUGCCGCCUACCCUCAGCAGCUGCGGUGGGACGGGCGGCGCUACCGUUUGCCGCCGCGGUCCCGUCAACAACCACAAUGCGAGGAAGUGAAAUCCUUGCAAGCGCGCCCGGAAAAGUCACAACACACGUUCCACCACCCUUUAGAGGCGUUUUUUCACACCCUGCACUCUACUGCGAUCACCGUGCAUCUUCCGCGCCUCUUCUUCGACGGCACACCACAGCCGCCCUGGGACUCUGCGACGUUCCAUUACAAGACGGCGGCGGCGUAUACGCCAGGUCUGGUGUCACAUCAUCCAGCACCAUCCACCGCCUCCGCCGAAGCGCAAAUUUUCAUUGCGGCAUCUGCAUCGGGCAAGUGGACCUCCGACUCGCCUACCCGUACAAUGCGGGGUGAAGUACGCCUGCCAAUACGCCGCUUCGACGCCUACGGGUGGUCCUAUCGACUGCUGAAAAGUCCCUCGCAGGUGCGACAGCAUCUCCGCAGCGCACGCGCCACCGAGCACGCGUUUGUGCACCUCAUGCGCCGCUCUGCCACGACGGCCGCAGAGCACGAUCUGCACUGCGCCUUCCAGCGCUGUGUGUGCGACUGCAGUGCGCACUUUGGCGCCGCAUCCCGGGUACGGUCUGCGUACAUCCCUGUCAUCGCAAGCGGCGUGCGCAGCACUGACAUUCACUACACCGACAACUGCGCGGAGGUGGCAGCAGCAGCAGACGUAGGCGUGGUGCGCGUCGACGCCGGGGUGGAGGUGGAGUACGUGCCGACGGACUGCACGCGAACGUUUCCCAUUAGCGCCGCGACGUUUCCGUGCCCGCAGCACGCACAGCUGUACGACGGGCUUGUGCGGAUUCAACGGUCGCUGCUGCAUCGUAUUGCCCCUGGCGUGGCGAUGAGUGACGUCGCCAAACUUCACCUCGAUGAAACGCGUGCGUUGCUGUGCUCCCUCGGCGUUGACUUCCGACGUGUAUCGUCGAUGUCUGUCUCUGAAGCCCCUCGCGUGUCCGGAGGUGAGGACGAAGGGGAAGAGGAGCAAGAGCGCCAGCUGCCCAUGUCAGUGGUGCGGGCGUGCUUCUGUGCGCACACCUUUGGCCAUCUCUUUGGCCUUGACAUUCAUGAGGAGUGGGGCAUAGCGUCGCCGAUCACAUCUCCUUCGAAGGCAGUCCUGCAAGGCACCACCGCAGCACCAGCUCCGCACAUCUUUACCGGGGGCAUGAUGCACACCGUUGAGCCUGGAGUUUACAUGCCAAGUCUCGCACGCGCUAGUCUAUUUGGAAUGACGGCGGCCCAAUUGCCCGAUGCGUUUCACCGAGGCAUCGGUAUGCAGGUGGAGGACGAUGUACUGAUUCUUCCCCUUGUCAACGAUCAAGGCAACGCUGCUCCUCGUGAAGAGAUUACUUCUUGCCUCGGCCGAUGGAGUCGAGGUACCUACCUCCAACACGCACUGGCGGCCUUUGCGCGCUACUACGGAGACGCUCGCGUGUGUGAUGUGAAGUCCUUCCGUACACCUUUGGAGUCCGCUUCAGCCGUUGUUGAACUGUGUCGACAACACGUGCAAACCCUGCGGAAAGCCGGUGCCGUUGCGUCCGUGCUGCCCACACACGAGUGGAAUGUUGUGUGCUUUCUCUUCUCCCAACGCCUGGCGAUGGACGGGCAUAAACCGGCAGUGGCGGCGUUAGCGAGCGAUAUCGCUGCUGUCCAGGCGCUGACAUUUGUCGCAAGCCCGGCUUACGCGUCGGCAUCUCUUCUUGUACCUACUGUUUCUCACACGGAGUGGUAUCCGUAUUCUGUGGUGGUGCUGACGGCAUCCGUACCAAAAGAUCGCCACUGGAUCGAAAUGUUGAUGCGAGAGUCGCUCUAG
Molecule: messenger RNA, 2691 nt
Organism: Leptomonas pyrrhocoris
Lineage: Eukaryota; Euglenozoa; Kinetoplastea; Trypanosomatida; Trypanosomatidae
Product: aminopeptidase P1 putativemetallo-peptidase Clan MG Family M24
Exons: 1
Coding region: 112-2691 (859 amino acids)
Cellular component (GO): mitochondrion
Molecular function (GO): metalloaminopeptidase activity; manganese ion binding
Source: RefSeq, a predicted model, not a curated record